UUGUGCAGAGGAAGCAGCCACCACACACCAAUUCCCAUUCCCCUCUGUUCUUAUUCUCUGCCUAUAACUUGGUGACCUUUCUUUCUAUUUCUCAUUCCCAAUUCACUCACUCCUUCCCCACAACUUUUUUUUCUUAUUAAAUUGGUAUAGAAUGACGAACAAGAAUAUUGUGGUGGCUCCUAUUGGGAAAUCAUCACGUGUUAAUAACACGCUUGUGGAGUUAGCAAUGUCGAUUUCAAACUCAAAUGCUCUACCUAGAGCCGCAGUGCCCAGAAUAAUGGCCUUGUUUGGUGGGGUUUUGGGCUUAGGCCUACCCCAGAAAAAGCUCUUAAUCAAAGAUGGGACCAAAGUUAACACAUGGAUUGAUUCAAUGAGAGCCUCUUCUCCCACUCGAGUCAAAUCCACGCAACAAAACCAAGACCCCAUUAGUCCUUGGACUCUUUACCACCCUUCGGCACUGAACAUGUUGGAUCAGAUUGUGUGUGACUCCAAAGGGAAGCAGAUUGUGACUUUUCUUGACUAUGAUGGAACUCUCUCCCCAAUUGUUGCAGAUCCAGAUAAAGCAUACAUGACUAAAAAGAUGAGGGCCACGUUAAAGGACCUAGCAAGGCAUUUCCCCACCGCCAUCGUCAGUGGAAGGUGCAUAGACAAGGUGUAUAGUUUUGUAAGAUUGGCAGAACUGUACUAUGCUGGGAGCCAUGGGAUGGACAUCAAGGGACCAACAAAUAGGCGAAGUACUAAGAAAGGAAAUGAAGAAGUGCUAUUGCAACCCGCGAGUGAAUUCUUACCCAUGAUCAAUGAGGUGUACAAUAUCCUGGUGGAAAAAACAAAGUCUGUCCCGGGGGCUAAGGUAGAAAAUAACAAGUUUUGCUUGUCCGUGCACUUUCGCUGUGUUGACGAAAAGAAUUGGGUCGCAUUGGCUGAACAAGUUAGCUUGGUGCUCGAUGAGUACCCAAAACUAAGGCUAACCCAAGGGAGAAAAGUGCUAGAGAUACGACCUACCAUAAAAUGGGACAAGGGCAAGGCUCUGGAAUUCUUGCUAGAGUCACUAGGAUAUGCUAAUUCUGAUAAUGUAUUUCCAGUCUAUAUUGGAGAUGAUCGAACUGACGAAGAUGCUUUUAAGGUUUUACGGAGAAGGGGCCAAGGGGUUGGGAUUCUUGUUUCUAAAAUUCCAAAGGAAACCAAUGCUUCCUACACUUUGAAAGAUCCAACAGAGGUUGGGCAGUUUUUGCGGCAUUUGGUGGAGUGGAAAAGAACGAGUUCCCAAUACCACUAGUUGUAGAUUCUAGACAUGAGUUCAGGGAAAUUGACACCAGCCCAGAAUUUGGUCAAGGGGUGGUUCCAAUUAUAUAUCCCUUUCUUGUUGGAAAUAGGAAAUAGUAUGUUGCAUAAUUUAAAGUUUUAGGGAGGGGACAAAGUUCAAAUAUAGCUAGGUUCUCUCUCUCUUUCUUUUAUUUGAUUUUUUUUUUUUAAAUGUACUCUAUUCCUUCACACGUUUGCAUGCGCAUGCGGAUAGUGAAAGAACUGAUGUUUUAUGCCGCAAUUGCGAAUGGCGCGUCAACCUUCUUGCUCUGAAUUGUACUUGUCGUACGUGUGGACAAUGUGGUAUUGAAAAUGAAAAUCACCAACUUCAACUUGAAAAGGUGAUUUAGACUAUCACAAGUGCAAGAUGGCUUCGUACCUUAAUAAAUAAAUUUAUUUAUAAUUUGUUUGCAUUA
This is a messenger RNA of Cajanus cajan (pigeon pea), 1718 nucleotides long. RefSeq names its product putative trehalose-phosphate phosphatase C. Gene Ontology annotation, molecular function: trehalose-phosphatase activity. Lineage: Eukaryota; Viridiplantae; Streptophyta; Magnoliopsida; Fabales; Fabaceae. Gene Ontology annotation, biological process: trehalose biosynthetic process. The record is from RefSeq and is a predicted model, not a curated record.